Molecule: messenger RNA, 861 nt
Organism: Oppiella nova
Lineage: Eukaryota; Metazoa; Arthropoda; Arachnida; Sarcoptiformes; Oppiidae
Source: the annotation of a GenBank genome assembly
AUGAUUUGCUCAAUCGCAAUGAAAACACAGCUAUUCUAUUUCACAAUUGGCAUAAUGAGUUCGAUGGGAAUCUUAUGCGGCGCCCACCGACUGUGGUCUCACCGCUCAUACAAAGCCAAAUGGCAGCUCCGGGUGCUGUUGGCCGGCCUACAGACCCUCGGCCUACAGAACUCGAUAUACGAGUGGUGUCGCGACCAUCGCGUGCAUCACCGGUACUCCGAUACCGACGCCGACCCCCAUAACGCCAAACGGGGCUUCUUUUUCGCGCACAUAGGUUGGGUCAUGUGUCGUAAGCACCCGGACGUCACCCGUUUGGGCAGAAAGGUAUAUAUUGCCGACCUAUGGGCCGACCCUAUAGUCCGGUUUCAACACAAAUACUACUACCCGUUAGCCGUGUUAAUAUGGCUGAUAAUACCGGUGUCAGUGCCGGUAGUCUUAUGGGGUGAGACCUGGUUUGACGCGUUUCUGGGAAACUGUUUUCGGUAUUUCGUGUUUGUACACCACACAUUGCUCAUCAACUCCCUGGCCCAUUUAGGCACCCACUGGUCUUACCGUCCGUACGAUAAACAUACCAAUCCUGCCGAUAUCCGUGCGUUUAACUACUUGAUUGUGGGUGAGGGCUGGCAUAACUAUCACCACACCUUUCCCAAUGACUACUCGGCCUCUGAAUACGGCUGGAGAGACAACUGGAAUAUAGCGACGGCUUUCAUAGAUAUGUUUGCGUGGAUUGGAUGGGCGUAUGAUAGGAGGCGCCCCACGGAGGCGGUGGUUAAGGCGAGAAUCUCAAGAACCGGUGAUUCCGACCAAAAGUAUAACCGAUUAACUGGUGUUUACCGAUUGAUGGAUAGUAUUACAGGACUG